CCUCUCGUCGUUCCAAGGAAAGCCCCGUUCUUGCAGCUCCUUCGGUGAGUUAGAGCCUCUCCUCCGCUCCAUGUUAUUCAGGGGAGAGGAGCGGAGCGGAGGCGUCGGGUCCGCGGUCAUGGAGCUGCAUUAGGAGCAAUAAAGCACAAGCUCCUCUACCCCUGCACAGAAAACACACACCGGCAGGAGUCUACGGCGACGGCGGAGGAGAACGCGAUCAUGCGGUGCGCGGACAGCAGAAUCUGAACGCGUCUGCCGAUCGAGAUGAGCGCGGAGGAGCAGCAGCAGCAGCAGCGCGACUGGACGCGGGCGGAGGUGCAGCGGCUGUCCCGGGAGCUGGCGGAGACCACGCGGGAGAAGAUCCAGGCGGCGGAGUACGGGCUCGCGGUGCUGGAGGAGAAACAGCAGCUGAAGCAGCAGUACGACGAGCUGGAUGCGGAGUACGAGAGCGUCCGCCAGGAGCUGGAGCAGCUGCGAGAGGCGUUCGGACAGGCCCACUCCAACCACAGGAAGGUGGCGGCUGACGGCGAGAGCCGCGAGGAGUCGCUCAUCCAGGAGUCGGCGUGCAAGGAGGCGUAUUACGAGCAGCGCAUGCAAGAGCUGCAGGCCGAGCUGCGACAGGCGCGCAACAUCCUGACCAACGUCCAGUCAGAGAACGACCGGCUCGCCACCAUCACUCAGGAGCUCCGAGAGAACAGUCAGAUGGUGGAGCUGCAGAGGUCUCGUCUGCGUGACGACGUCAAGGAGUUUAAGUUCAGAGAGGCUCGUCUGCUGCAGGACUACAGCGAACUCGAGGAGGAGAACAUCAACCUGCAGAAGCACGUUUCUGUCUUAAAACAGAGCCAGGUUGAGUUUGAGGGUCUGAAACAUGAAAUUCGUCGUCUGGAGGAAGACACCCAGUUUCUGAACAGCCAGUUGGAAGACGCCAUCCGUCUGAAGGAGAUCGCUGAGAGGCAGCUUGGGGAGGCGCUGGAGACCAUCAAGACCGAGAGGGAGCAGAAGGCCGCCUUAAGAAAGGAGUUAUCACAGUACAUGACCAUCGGAGACUCGAUGUACCACAGUCCUUUGAGCAUCUCCCUCGAUGGGCUGAAGUUCAGUGACGACACCGCAGUCGAGCCCAACAACGACGAACCCCUCCCCGUCUACGAGAAUGGCUUUGACAAGAUCGACAACAACGACAACCGUGUUUCCACGCCCAAAAAAGGAGAGCUGUUCCACCCUUCCUCCAGCCUCGUGGACAAUCUGCUGAAUGAGCUCAACAUCUCCGAGAUCCAGAAGCUCAAACAACAACUUCUGCAGGUGGAGCGAGAGAAGGUGACGUUGCUGUCUACUCUGCAGGAGUCUCAGAAGCAGCUGGAGCAGGCUCAUGGAGCGCUCUCAGAGCAGCACGAGAAGGUCAGCCGUCUCACAGAGAACCUCAACGCCGUCCGCAAGCUUCAGGCGAGCAAAGAGCGCCAGUCCGCUCUGGACAACGAGAAAGAUCGCGACAGCCACGAGGACAGUGAAUACUACGAGGUGGACAUCAACGGCCCCGAGAUCCUGCAGUGCAAGUACAAGGUCGCCGUGUCUGAGGCCAGUCAGCUGAAGGAGGAGCUCAAAACGUUGAAGGCAGAACAUUCAGCCUGUCAGUCUCAGUAUAAGGAGGAGCGGGCGCAGCUGGAGAGCCAGGUUGCAUCUUUAGGUGCUCAGGUCACUUCUUUGGAGCGCAGCAGCAGAGCCGAACGGGAGCAGCUGGCGAGGCUGGAGAAAGAGCUCCGUCAAGCCAGCGAGGUGGCAGGCGAAUCCCAGGGCAGCCUUAACAUUGCACAAGAUGAGCUCGCCACCUUCAGCGAGGAGCUUGCCAACCUCUACCAUCACGUAUGCAUGUGCAACAACGAAACGCCCAACCGCAUCAUGCUAGACUACUACCGCGAAGGCAAGGCUGGCGUCAAUGGCUGGGGCAGCCCUGAUGGCCGCGGACGGCGCUCUCCCAUCCUGCUGACCCGCGGCCUCUUCCCCAGCGACGGCGCUUCAUCUCCGGUCUCCUCUGUCCCAUCCCCGGUGGCUGAUCCCCGCAAGGAGCCCAUGAACAUCUAUAACCUGGUGGCCAUCAUCCGUGACCAGAUCAGGCACCUGCAGCUGGCGGUGGACCGCACCACCGAGCUCUCGCGUCAGCGCAUGGCUUCCCUGGAGCUGGGUCUUGGGGCCGACCGAGACCAGGAGGCGAGCGUGGAGGAGAUCCUCAAGCUCAAAUCGCUCCUCAGCACCAAGAGGGAGCAGAUAGCCACCCUGAGAACCGUCCUGAAGGCCAACAAACAGACCGCUGAGGUGGCGCUGGCCAACCUGAAGAGCAAAUAUGAGAACGAGAAGGCCAUGGUGACUGAAACCAUGAUGAAGCUUCGCAACGAACUCAAAGCCCUAAAAGAGGAUGCAGCCACUUUCUCUUCACUCAGGGCCAUGUUUGCCACACGCUGUGAUGAGUAUGUGACUCAGUUGGACGAGAUGCAGAGGCAGCUGGCUGCUGCGGAGGACGAGAAGAAGACUCUGAACUCCCUCCUUCGUAUGGCCAUCCAGCAGAAGCUGGCACUCACCCAGCGCCUCGAGGACCUGGAGUUCGACCACGAGCAGACCCGCCGUGGAGGAGCCAACGGCCGCUCCAGGACCGCCUCCUCGCGCGGUAAACCCACCCACCCCCACGUAAGUCACCCUGCCGCCGCUGCCAUCUGCGGGGGUCGAGGCGAGCCCAACGGCCUCCUGGGAACGCCGGUGGUGUUUUGCAGCGAGAAGUACAAGAUCUACUGCGACUGAAGCUGCGCGGGCCUCAUCAGCCGUUGUACAAAGCUCCACUCAUGCGCUCUCUUGCUUGCUGUGUGCUAACCCAUAUGAUGUGUCCGUGUGUUUAGGGCUAAAUAUGGUCAUGCCUGCUAGCAUCCUCGUAGCCAGGUGCAUGUUGUAGUGCUAGCUAAGGGCAGAAUGGUAUAACGUGUAGUCUUAUCGGUGAAGUGUGUUUCCGCUAGCGGUACCAAACCCAAUUGCACAAUUUUACAGCUCAAGGCAGCAUUACUAAAUUAGACGUGAUAGAGAGAGCUAGCCAUAGGAUUGUUGAAUUGUGGUUACGUCAGUAGCCGUUCGCCCUUUUUCCUCUGUCCAUCUCUCUCCUGCCUCUGAAAUCAGCAGCCCGUCCAAUCAGGUAACUCGUGUUUACAUGCUCGAACAAAUGAAAUAUGCAAACCUCCUCCCUGCCUUGAUGACGUGCAGGAAAAAUCAUAGAAGUGUGCCAUUUUUGUUUCGUUUUUUGCGAGAAAACCGAAAUAACGUCAAAAAUGAAAAUAGACGGGUUGGAGAGUGUGUGUUUUAACGAUGUCACUCGUGAGGCAGGCGGGAACGUGUUCAUAAAUCAGUAUGCGCCUUUUCCAUUUGAUGUCCGGCUGCAGAACUGAGAGCUUUAAUAUGUCUUCGACUCGAUUGCGUUUACUUGAGCACACACGGCUUUACACGCUGAAGUCACGGUGAAGGGCUUGUCACACGCCGUCAACUUAUUUCCAUCGCAGAUCAAACAUUAGAGAGGCCUUAUCUGUCGUUUCUGUGCUCUAAAUAGCGUGGCCAUCUCAUUUCAAGACGAGAAGGACAAACCAGUGACUCUUCUUGGCGAACACAAGAUUCAGAGUUCAAAGUCUCUGGCUUGCUUAAAACAGAGAUCAUAUAUUCCUCGUUACGCUCAUCCUUCACAUUAGUAAUCUUUAUACGAUAUGAAUCUCCAUGUAUAUCACAAUUACCAUUUUGUUUGAAAUCACACGAAAGAUCAACACAACUGCAUCGGGUUUUUAGACAAAAGUUCGUGGUCUAUUUGCAAGCUAAUGUCAGUUAAUACAUGAAUUGCUACAAAUGGCUUCGCUGAAUUUGUAAAUAAAAAUGGCAGCACCAUACAUUUCAGGAAGUUGAUAGCAGUGUUAAAUAAAGAUUACAUGCAUUUUUCACAUUCCGUAAGAUUUUCUAGUCCAUUUAAUCCAGCGAGGUCCGUUCCCAUAUGAUCUCGUGGUUUGAAUCCUGCUCCUGGAAGGGAUGCCUGCACUCAUCACAUUAUUGAUGUUCAUUUUGAAAUUGAAUUGACGUCACAGAAAAAAGUCAAUGUCUCAUUCGGUUGCCAUGUCUAACAAUCAGAAAACAGAUUUUUGGUCGGUGUGACAUUUUCAAACUUCAUGUUCAAUGGCUUGCUUCGGUUACCAGUGAAAAUUAGCAGUCGGGUUACCAUUUGGUCUGCAUUUCGCCAAGAGGAGUUCAAGGUUUCCCAAUGGACUGGUCUCAUUAACAUUCACUACUUCUUUGGCUUGACCUGGUGAGGUUGAGGUUUUUAGUUCUUGUGAGAACCUCUGGCUUCCUGCAUCCUGCACUACUUCUUUCACACUCGCUAACAAAACACGUCACAUGGGCUGUGUUCGGCUUCUGCUCAUUUUUCCGUUGAGUUCUGCUGGAAAGACCGCUUGAGCUGCUGUGUAACGGCUUUUAUUUGUUUGUUUCGAUUUGCAGUAACAUUCAGCCUGAGCUGGAACUCAAAAUUGCACCACUGCCUCCAAACCCAGUAAACGGUCUUGGAUCUACGAGUCGCAUUUGGGUUCUUUUUACACACACUGGAAGCCAGAGGUCACAAAGUCCUAAAAACGUACUGCUUAACUUUGAACUAAAAGAAAAAAAGAACAUGUGCUAAUGUUCUUUUCUUUUUAAGACAUUCAUCUGACUCUGCAUUUUCUAAAAUUUGAUCUUUUAAUAUAAGGUUAUAUUGCUUUUUCUUAUAUUGGUCUAUUGUUUGAGGUGUCUGUUCACUAUUUUAAGAGUAUUUGAUUUCUUUAUAUGCAUCCUCUGUGAGCAGAACUCAGCGUCACGUAAUCAUAACUCACAUAAUUCAUAUUCUGUCAUCUUUCUGAAAUGAAUCCAUUAAAUUAUCUGUGUGUUUUACUGAAAUGUUAUCCUUCUCGCAUUGAUGCAUUUUACAGCCAUGUUUGAAUGCUUUUCGUCUAUUUAUUAUUACUGUCAUAUUGUCUAUAUAGGAAUAUUUUAAAGUGAACAAAUAAAAAAAAAUGUGGCUUAAUCCAAUCAGAAGGCUUUGGUUAAACGAAACCAAAAGCUGAUUGGAUUUUUUCGUAACACUUCACAAUAAGGUUCAAACCACGAACAAUGCAGCAUUUAUUAAUCUAGUAUCAUUACUCUUAUAACGGUGUAUGAAUUAACAUUAGGUUAACGUAUUAUGAUCAAGCGUGAAUUAACAAUAAGCGAGAAUACUCGUACGUUAGCAUUAAGAGCUGUACCUUAUUGUAAGUGUUGUCCAUUUCUCUCUUGUUCGUUUCAAGCACCUUCGCUCAAGCUUUACGUGGAUCACUGACUUUCUGCAUUCUGUACAAGAGGAAAUGAAUUAAUUCCAAAUUGGAAUGCUGUAAUAUUCUCUCUGUCUACUGUGCCAAGUGUCGGUACAACGUUUGGGUCGGUUCAAAGGAUCAGAAGCGCUUUACCUCACCCUCUGUUCGGUUCGUCUUUCCUUUAUGAUCUUCAUUCUGACCGUUAGUGCCUUUUUGUUCUUUGAAGAGAGAAUCCUAGCUUAGCGUUUAGUUUUUUUGGUAUUUUAUUUUUCUCAGCGGAUGGCUCGUUUCAAACCUAGCAGCAGCAAUAAGUACAGAAGACGUUCGUUCUGUUUUCAAGGGUGCGAAGAUAUCGAUUAUUAGAGAAAUAAAACGGAUUGUACGGAAUUCGUCAGGUCAGUGAUCCUAGUAAUAGCAAAUUCAGGGGUUUUAGAAAACGUGUUUUGUCAAAUGGUUUGAAGCCAGAGCUAUGGUUUGCCUCGAUAUGAACACAAAUUGAGACACGAAACCUGCGUGGUGUUUUGUUGUCGGAGACCGGUGUUAUUCUAGCUUUGUACGGUGAGGUAGCUGAGGUCAUGUGAUAUUGAUAGUAUUGUUAACAAUUGUGAGAAAGCUCGUGUCCUCUUUCUGUCCAAUUGGUUUUGUUUUUAUACUUUUUUCACAUGGUUAUAUGAACAUUACAAAUUCAGGAAACAGAAAACAUGUUGCAUCAACAAGCACACGGUGCCACAAAAGUCACAUUUUGUUUGUUGAGGCGUAAAAUUAAUAAAUAGAGUCAGCGAGUGAGGAGAAACUAAAUUAAGUGCAAUUAAACCAACACCAAGUGAUGUGGUAACUAAGGUUUUCUGUUUGCUGGAAGUGAUGGCGUUGUGAUCUUCAACUAGCUGUGGAAGCUUCGAUUUGGAAACUCUUUAUUAUUGUGUUCCAGUAUUGAUCUAUAAGGAUCUAUAAGUUUGAUACCUUUAUAUGAAAUAACGUUCAUUCGUUUGUAUUAAUUUGAAAUAUUGUCAGUACUGAACUUUAUAAUGUGCAUUAUUAUGUCAUGUGCAUGUUUCUUUCAGCUAUGAGACUUGUACACAGAAACGAAAACAAAGCUUAAAACUCCAAAACAAAAAAAAAAAGAGAGAGAGAGACAUGUUUGGGUUUAAAUUGGUUCGUUACUCUUGAACUAUCAGAGUUGAAGUAUUGUUUUCUAGAGGUUUGUCUGUGUAGAAGUAGUCAUGCUGGCUCAAGUCAGUAAAUACAAAUAAAAGGUCACUCUGC
Puntigrus tetrazona (Sumatra barb) is the source of this 6593-nucleotide messenger RNA. RefSeq names its product protein bicaudal D homolog 2 (gene bicd2a). Gene Ontology annotation, cellular component: cytosol; Golgi apparatus. The transcript is spliced from 9 exons. The record is from RefSeq and is a predicted model, not a curated record. Lineage: Eukaryota; Metazoa; Chordata; Actinopteri; Cypriniformes; Cyprinidae. The coding region runs from base 265 to 2787 and encodes 840 amino acids. Gene Ontology annotation, molecular function: dynactin binding; dynein complex binding; cytoskeletal adaptor activity. Gene Ontology annotation, biological process: protein localization to organelle; microtubule anchoring at microtubule organizing center; regulation of microtubule cytoskeleton organization.